Rhopalosiphum maidis (corn leaf aphid) is the source of this 648-nucleotide messenger RNA. RefSeq lists its product as uncharacterized. The transcript has 2 exons. Gene Ontology annotation, molecular function: DNA binding. Lineage: Eukaryota; Metazoa; Arthropoda; Insecta; Hemiptera; Aphididae. Gene Ontology annotation, biological process: regulation of transcription by RNA polymerase II. Gene Ontology annotation, cellular component: nucleus; transcription regulator complex. The record is from RefSeq and is a predicted model, not a curated record. Bases 1 to 648 code for a protein of 215 amino acids.
AUGGCAGAAAGAUUUUCCCAAAUAGCUUUACAUGUUUCAUAUGUAUUACCAACCAAUGUUGAUGAGCUAAAAAAAAAGUGGCGAGGAUUACGAGACACUUUCGGGAAAGAACUUAAAAAAGUCAACAGCAAAAAAUCGGGUCAAGCAGCUGUUUCAAAAACUGACUCCAGAUGGCCUUAUUUUAAGAAUCUGUUGUUUCUUCGAGGUACAAUGUCUCGAAGGGAUCUUAAAAGUAGCGUUUCCGAUAACAGUGACAUAUCUGAUGAGGAGGUAUUGACACAAACAAGUACAAGUUCAAACUAUACGGCUUCGUCAUCCCACUGUCAAUCGCCGGAAGUAAAUGACGAUCAAACUCCAAAGAAAACAUUUAAAUCUCCAUUAAAAAAAAAAAUUAAAAGGAGUCAGCCAGAUGAUAUUGAUACAAGACUAUUGCAAAUUGAAGAAGAGAAGUUAAAAUGCUUUCAAAAAAGUGCUGAUGCUCAGUUUCUAAUGAGCCUUCUACCAUUUUUAAAAGAUAUCCCUAAACAUCGUAAACUAAUGGUACGAGCAAAAUUACAGCAAGUUCUUAUGGAUGAACAACAUUCUAUAACAUCGGUGGGAUUAUAUGAUAAUUCUAGGGAUUCGAGUCAAUACAGUGUUUUUCAAUAA